This is a messenger RNA of Betta splendens (Siamese fighting fish), 1680 nucleotides long. RefSeq names its product C1q and TNF related 6a (gene c1qtnf6a). The record is from RefSeq and is a predicted model, not a curated record. The transcript is spliced from 3 exons. The coding region runs from base 499 to 1239 and encodes 246 amino acids. NCBI's taxonomy places the organism in Eukaryota, Metazoa, Chordata, Actinopteri, Anabantiformes, Osphronemidae. Gene Ontology annotation, molecular function: protein binding.
UUUCUGCCUUUACGUCUGUUUCUCUUUCAUUCACACUUGAAUGCGUUCCUUUGUCUCCUCCUUCCUCCCAUAAAAGCAGAGCAGAGCAGGAAAUGCUUGCACUAAUUGAUGUCCCCGUCGUUUCCUAUCCUGCGAUUGCAGCUGUUGGUCGUGUCUGCGCUCUCUCCUGCUGCAGCUGGAUGCAGCAGCGGAAGUGGGCUCCGGGGGGAACGACCUCCACUCUGUAAACAGGACUCAUCGCUCACGCACCGGCUUCAGCCACUGGGCGUGAAGCACGAGCAGAACUCAGUCCAGUCUGCGUUCGGUUCCGUCCUGCUCGGACUGAAGCCCGAAGGCUGCCGUGAAGCUCACCCCUCAGGGAUCCGAUUCAAGGCGUAACUGUCACCAGAUGUGCUCCUCAUCUGAGCCGACUCGUCCAAGUCCGCACUUGUGAGGAGCUGCUGACUCAGGAUCCUGUGUGCUUCGUCCUCCGGCUCCUCAGCGGAACCAGGCGCAGCGAUGCUGGCGUUGCUCCUCAUCCUGUCCGUCGCCCCCCUCGCGGCCCUCCUGCCUCCCCCCGGGGCUCCUCUCCCCUGCGGACGCUGCUGUGACGACCUGACGCCAGCAGAGGGCAGCGGAGCCCAGCCACCUACAGACGGCUUCAGCCGCGUGCCAGAGGUCCGCACCUACAUCAACAUGACCAUCCUCAAAGGUGACAAGGGAGACCGCGGAGAGAGAGGCACGCCGGGUAAAGCUGGGCACGAGGGGCCUCCGGGGGCCAGGGGUCCCGUGGGGUCAAAGGGCAGCAAGGGCCAGGCGGGGCCUCCCGGUGACCCCUGCAAACGGCACUACGCCGCCUUCUCCGUGGGCCGGCGCAAGCCGCUGCACAGCCUGGAGUCCUACCAGGGGCUGCUGUUCGACACGGUCUUCGUGAACCUGGACGGACACCUGGACAUGUUCACGGGCCGGUUCCUGUGCCGCGUGCCCGGCGUCUACUUCUUCAACGUCAACAUCCACACGUGGAACUUCAAGGAGACGUACCUGCACAUCAUGCGCAACGACACGGAGCAGGCCAUCGUGUACGCGCAGCCCAGCGAGCGCUCCAUCAUGCAGAGCCAGAGCCUGAUGCUGCAGCUGCAGCUGCGCGACGAGGUGUGGGUGCGUCUGUACAAGAGGGAGCGGGAGAACGCGGUGUACGGCGACGACGCCGACGUCUACAUCACGUUCAGCGGGUACCUGGUCCACGCCAGCGCCGACUAGGGCGGGGAGGGCACCGCACCCACAGAUGGGAAGAGUCGGUCAGAGAGUAAAAUGUGUUGGUUGGACGUUAGAAAACACUAAACGGACUGAAGGAGAGUCGUGUAAUAGAGGCAAAACUCCAUCUUAGGCACAAAUAAAUGAUACAUGAUCAGUGGUCCUGCUCCUUGAUGCAGGCUGUAACACGUGGUGCUGGUGGUACUGGUGGUACUGGUGCUGCUGGUGCUGGUGGUACUGGUCACUGGAGCCGUGGUGCUAACAAAUCCUUUCCUUCUCUGCUUCAACAUUCUGUUCGUUGGUUUGACCCUCGGUGCUGAUUCUCUUCCUCCGUCCUCUCUUAUUUUCCAUCGUCCUCUUGCUUCUUCCAGAAUAAUCAUCACUUUUUUAAAUUAGUUGCAACAGAGCAUGACUGAACUGAAACUGUAUUAAAAUGAUCCUCAAACA